GAACUAGCUAGUCGACUAUUAGAAGCAGACAAGAAGAGAAGAAAUUGCCUACCUAAAUAUCCAGGUCUAGAAAGAUUCCAAAUGGUCAGGAAACUCGGAGACGGUGCGUUUUCAAAUGUAUAUGAAGCGCAUGAUCUAGUGACCGGCAAAAAGGUGGCUAUCAAAGUAGCACAGAAAUCAAGCUCUACAGAGAAGAGUAAUGGCAGACGUCACUUGCAUUCAGACGUUAUAAAAAAACCAAAAGCAACAGAGCGUGCUAACAUAAUGAAGGAAGUGCAGAUCAUGCGUAAUGUGAGACAUAGCAAUAUAGUGCAGCUGAUCCACUAUAUGGAAUCGGAUGAAAACUAUUUUCUGACUAUGGAACUUUGUGAAGGUGGCGAAAUAUUCCAUCAAAUUGUUAAAUUAACCUAUUUUAGUGAGGACUUAUCAAGACACGUAAUUGUUCAGAUCGCUCAAGCAGUACGACACUUGCAUGACGAAUGUGGUGUUGUUCAUCGCGAUAUUAAGCCCGAAAACAUUCUUUUUGAUCCUAUCCCUAUCAGGCCCUCCAGGUCUCGGAAGUUCCGGCCUAGUGAUAAUAUUGAAACAAAAGCCGAUGAAGGCGAAUUUAUUCCUGGUGUAGGUGGUGGUGGCAUAGGAAGGGUGAAGUUAGCUGAUUUUGGUCUUUCAAAGGUGAUAUGGAACGAUUCUACCUUUACUCCAUGUGGUACUGUCGGUUAUACGGCUCCUGAAAUUGUUUGUGAUAGAACUUAUUCCAAAUCUGUUGACAUGUGGGCCAUCGGUUGCGUUUUGUAUACCAUGCUCUGUGGUUUUCCUCCGUUUUAUGACGAGUCGGUGAGAGCAUUAACGGAAAAAGUUGCGAAGGGACAGUUUACGUUCCUCAGCCCUUGGUGGGAUACCAUUUCAGCCUCUGUCAAAGAUCUCAUCUCGCACUUACUAUGUGUUGAUGUUAGAAAACGAUAUACUGUUGACCAGUUCUUAAACCAUCCUUGGAUACGGCAAGACCCCUCCCUUCAAACCAACACUUUUUAUUCUGACUCAAAUAGAUAUGCUCAUCAAGCACAGAUACUCACUGCUCCUUACAGUAACGAUUAUUCUCGAGAUCACAAAAGACAGCUAGAAGUAGAGGAAAUGAUGCAGGAAGCCGCAAGAACUGAUUUAUUGACACCGCCUGAAAUGGAUCAAGAUGAAGAUCUGCUUAUGGAUGAGAAUAGCAAUGUCAUGUAUGCAACACCUGACCCUAACACUAUGAAAGGCAUACUUGAUAUCUCGUAUGCAGUUCAACGAAUGGGAGAAGAACAG
This is a messenger RNA of Mycotypha africana, 1302 nucleotides long. Its product is annotated as kinase-like domain-containing protein. The record is from RefSeq and is a predicted model, not a curated record. The transcript is spliced from 4 exons. The annotation marks the transcript as partial. Gene Ontology annotation, biological process: protein phosphorylation. Lineage: Eukaryota; Fungi; Mucoromycota; Mucoromycetes; Mucorales; Mycotyphaceae. Gene Ontology annotation, molecular function: protein kinase activity; ATP binding.